UCGUUUUCUGAUGGUCGCACACACAAAAGAAUCAUUCCAUUGAGCAAAGAAAAGAAAAGGGUGCACCAUUGAUGAUAAAAGAGCUUUUUUCGCGAGCAGGAAAGACAAGUGCGAAAUUCCAGCAAAUUUGUGUGAUUCAUUGCAAGUGACUUGGCCGCGCGCAGGUUGAUUUCCGGAGGGACGGAACAAUGAACACCCCGCAACAGCUGGACCACCUUUCGAGGUCAUCGUCGACGGUGCCGCAGUAUCAGGCGCCGCAGCCGCAGUACGGAACGCCGCUGCCGGACAGUGGUGCCCUGCCGGGGAUGAUCAUGAUGGGCAAGAAGGGACCGGCAGUUCCGCCAAAGCCGAAGAAGCCGUCCCCGUCGACCGUUCCGCCGCAGGUUCCGAAGAGUUCCAACGUCAAGCGGUACUGCGAACCUUCCUACUCGACGCUGCUGGGCCAAUCCGGAGAGGAGCAUUCGUACACCAACUCGCCGACCGGAGCGGGUCGUGCCACUCCUGGGAAGAUGGGCAUCCGGAAGGUCACGCUGGACAAUGCGGUAGAGUUGCAGCAGCAGAAGGAAGCGCUGGAGCACCACAAGCGGAUUAUGGACAUUAAGAUGCAGCGUGGCCAGGCGGACGGAGCGGUCUACGAGAACACCACGCCCAAGUUCUACGAAGGGGACGUGACCUACGCCAAUGUCCCCGGAGGACCAAGAAACGGCGAUGGAGGACUGAUCUACAGCAACAUUGCCCACAACAAUGGCCAGAAGCCACGCACGCAGAGACAGAUUUCCGACGAACUGCCACCGCCUCCGGUUCAAGAGCACUCACAGGUUCCGCUGUCCCUGAACGAGUUGACCCUGGAAGACAACGACGACGAGUUUCCACCACCCCCAAGCCCGGUCAGUUCUUCCUACAGCGAACUUAGAAGGGCGACCGAUCCUCCCCAGAUGGGACGGAACCAUCAACCUCAGCCAACGUACAACAUGGUCGGCCCCGGUGCCACCGGCCAAACCUACAGCAACAUGGCCCCAAACAACCAAAUCUACGCCAACAACAUGCACCAAUUCUACGGCAUCAGCUCCCAAGGCUCAACGUACGAAUCGAUCUACGAACCGAUCAACCCACGUCCAACCAGUCAAAUGUCCGGCCGGUCCAACUAUUCCCUCUACACGCCCUACGUCAACUCCCGUGGCAUCAACAGCCCCAACGACACCAUGCUGAACAACCAACAGCAGCACCAACAGCAACAGCAACAUCGUCACCACGUCCCAAAAGAAAACGAAGUCGACAAGCUGACCGACCUCCUCGUCCAGUCCAUGGACAACGUCGGACAAGAUCCGGACUCGUUCGACGAGUUCCUCACCGACACCUUCGGCACCUGUGUCCAGUGCGGCGAGCGCGUCGUCGGUGAAAACACCGGCUGCACCGCCAUGGACCAGAUCUUCCACAUCGCGUGCUUCACCUGCCAGCAGUGUCAAAUCAACCUGCAGGGCAAACCGUUCUACGCCCUGGACGGCAAACCGUACUGCGAGGAAGACUACCUCAACACGCUGGAAAAGUGCUCCGUCUGUCAGAAGCCAAUUCUCGAGCGCAUCCUCCGGGCCACCGGAAAGCCGUACCAUCCGCAGUGCUUCACCUGUGUCAUCUGUGGAAAGUCGCUGGACGGGAUUCCGUUCACCGUGGACGCCACCAAUCAAAUUCACUGCAUUGAAGAUUUCCACAAAAAGUUUGCCCCGCGUUGCUGCGUGUGCCAGAAGCCCAUCAUGCCGGAACCGGGACAGGACGAAACGAUCCGGGUGGUGGCGCUCGAUCGGAGUUUCCACGUUUCGUGCUACAAGUGCGAGGACUGUGGGCAGCUGUUGUCUUCGGAGGCGGAAGGUGGCAUCGGGUGCUACCCCCUCGACGACCACAUCCUGUGCAAAAGCUGCAACGCCAAGCGCGUCCAGGCGCUCUCGAUGUCGUACCACACCGGAAUGACCACCGAGUUGUAGGAAGCCUCCGCUAGAAAUGGGGCAAAAUUAUCGUGUGUCAUCAACUCUGUUGCCCGUGCAACAGAUAAAAAGAAAAACCCUUUUUAAACAAAUUCUAUUUCAUCGAACUAUCGAACGGUUUAUAGUCAAUCGAGCAUAUUAAGCAGGAAAAAAGAAAAAGAAGUUGUAGAUUUAGCGCGGUGGGACAAAUGAAACUUAUUUGUUAUUAUUCUGGCUGUUAAUUUAGUUUGUAGAUGAGGCGCAUGCAAGCACGAACGCUCAACCAUUUUAUCAUAAACUUAAAGUAUAAAAUAUUAACCGAAUUGCACACAAACCUAAUCUUAAGAAUUUCAUUGAUAACUGUGCAUCUACUUAAAAUACGACUACAUUCCACUGAAACUACUUACUGUAACGCAUUUUUAAAAACACUUGAAGUAACAAACAAACAAAUGUAAUCGAACAUUGCCAACAAACACGAAAUCUUGAUAGUUGAAAAAAAAAGACUAGAAGUUUUAGCU
This is a messenger RNA of Culex pipiens pallens (northern house mosquito), 2476 nucleotides long. RefSeq names its product thyroid receptor-interacting protein 6-like. The record is from RefSeq and is a predicted model, not a curated record. Gene Ontology annotation, cellular component: focal adhesion; stress fiber. NCBI's taxonomy places the organism in Eukaryota, Metazoa, Arthropoda, Insecta, Diptera, Culicidae. The coding region runs from base 189 to 1979 and encodes 596 amino acids. Gene Ontology annotation, biological process: cell-cell adhesion. The transcript is spliced from 3 exons.